AUGCUUAUUUUCCUAACAAUUUCUUUCUUUUUCCUUCUUCAAUUUGUUCAUUGCACUCCAAACGACAAACUCCGUGAAUGUUGUGAGACUUUACCGGGAAUCGACCAAGAGUGUGCACAAAAAUUUUGCGAUUUCCACAACAUUAACAGUUUGAUGGUUGUCCCAUUCAUUUCGAUGUGCGGACCGAGGGGUGACACGGGAAAACAAGUGUGGAAGUGUCUCUCAUCGAAACACGAUCACACACAAUGUUGUCGAAAUCAGGGUGUUCUCCCGUUUUGUCUUCCAUUUUGCAAAGCGGAUACCACUGUGCCAAAUGAUCUUCCAAAAUACGGGAUUUGCAUUCAAGAAUUCGAGAAAUAUCGUAAAUGUUUCCGCACUUAUAUCCAACACAAUGGAGCAUAUCAUGAGAAUUAUUUGGAUGGAGACGAAGAA
Messenger RNA from Mesorhabditis belari, 432 nucleotides. NCBI's taxonomy places the organism in Eukaryota, Metazoa, Nematoda, Chromadorea, Rhabditida, Rhabditidae. The record is from the annotation of a GenBank genome assembly.